Messenger RNA from Monoraphidium neglectum, 2688 nucleotides. RefSeq lists its product as hypothetical. Gene Ontology annotation, molecular function: ABC-type transporter activity; ATP binding; protein binding. The transcript is spliced from 11 exons. Gene Ontology annotation, biological process: transmembrane transport. Bases 1 to 2688 code for a protein of 895 amino acids. Gene Ontology annotation, cellular component: membrane. NCBI's taxonomy places the organism in Eukaryota, Viridiplantae, Chlorophyta, Chlorophyceae, Sphaeropleales, Selenastraceae. The record is from RefSeq and is a predicted model, not a curated record.
AUGCAAGGGGGCUAUGGUGGCAGCGGCGCAUUUGUCUUCAUGAACUCACUGGCGACCCUCAACGUGAUCACUGGAGAGGUGGCGGACCUGCGGCCCUCCGGAGUGCCGCCCACCGUGCGCGCGUAUCACACGGCCACGGUGAUCGGCCACAGCCUCUUUGUCUUCGGCGGCAGGGGCAAGUCGGGCGUGAUACCCGAGGGCGACCCCACGCUCCUCUGCUGCUUCGACGCGCUGCAGAACACCUGGCGCGCUCUCAGCCCCGGCUCUGGCGUGUACGGCCAGCCGCCCUGCCCGCGCAGUAGCCACCGCGCGGUCGCGUUCGCGGGCCGCGUGGUGCUGUUUGGCGGCGCGCCGCAGUCCAGCGACGAGGCGCGGGAGAGGAUGGGAGACAUCCACACGCUGGUAGUGACGCCAAGCGGCGAUGUCGUCUGGUCAGCCUGCGAUGACCCGGGGAGCAGCAGCAAGGAGCGGCCCGCCGGCCGCUCCGCGCACAGCAUGGUCCUGGUGGGGCAGCAGGGUCUGGCCAUUGUCGGGGGAUAUGCGGGCGCCGGCGCCGCCGCCGCCGCCGCCAACAAGGGGAAAAAGCCGACCCAGUACAAUCAAGACGUCUGGGCGCUGCGCCUCGACAGGGCCGCGCCCCAGCGCUGCCCGGAGGUGCAGCUGGCGUGCGGCGCGGAGGCCCCCGGCGGUGGCGCGCGGCAGCGGCCGCGAGCGGCGGCGGCAGGCGCGGGUAGGGCGAGGCAGCAGCAGGGUGCGGCGCAGGCGCAGAACACGCGCAAGCGCUGUGCGGGCAGCGGGCGGCGGGCGAGCCCCGGAAGGGACGACGCGGCAGCCGGGGCGGGGGACGGCGGUUGGAAGCAGACCAAGCGGCCACGUCAGCAGGCGUCCGCAGCCCACCAGCAGCGGCCAAACAGCUUGCAGCAGCACCCGCUGCUGCGGGGUGGCAACAACCAAGCCGGCGCGGCAGACCUGCCUGCGCACGACCAACAGGGGGCCGCGCCUCAGGCCGGCGCCAGUGGCUUUCUCGGAGACCUGGACGCCGGCGCGCCGACCUCGCAGCACGGCGCCGCCGGCGCCCUGCUCUCCGCCGCGACGCCCGCCACCUGCGCGCAGCAGCAGCCCCAGCCCCAGCAGCAGCAGCAGCAGCGGCCGCCGCCAUCGCCGCCGCGGUCGCCCGAGUACGAGCAGGGGCGCGCGGACGGCUACCUAGAGGCGCUCCUCAGGAAGGACAACGACGUUCUCAGGGAGGCCCUCGAGGCCGAGCGCCGCGCGACUGCAUUCCAGCAGGGCCGCCUGGAUGACCUGGAGCGCCAGCUGGCGGCCGCCCGCGAGCGCGCGGCCGGCGCCGAGGCGUCGCUGUCGGCCGCGUCCGACGCGCUCGACCAGGAGCGGCGCCGCGCCGAGCGCGCGCUGCAGGAUUUGCAGCGGGAGGGUGAGCGGCGCAUGGCCGCCGAGGAGAGGGCGGCGGCAGCGGACGGCGAGAGGCGGGAGGAGCGCGAGGCGGCGGCGCGCGUCGCGGCGGCGCUCGCGGAGGCGCGGCGGGGGGCGAAGGAGAAGGGGGAGGAGGCGGGGCGACUGCAGGGCGAGCUGGACGCCGCGAGGCGCGGCGCGCGCGUGGCGGCGGACGCGGCGGCGCGGGACGCGGAGGCGGCGGCGGAGGAGCGGGGGCGGGCGCAGGCGGAGCUGGCGGAGCAGCGGUCGAAGGCUGCGGCGGCGGAGGAGCGGGUCGCCAGGCUGUCAGAGGCCCUGACGCGUGCAGAGGCAGCCGCCGCGCAGCUGCAGGACCAGGUGGCAAAGGGUGACCAGGAGCGCGUCGCGCUGCAGCAGCAGCUGGACUCUGAAAAGGCGGCGGCCGAGUCAGCGCGGGCGCGCGGCGAUGACUUGGGGCGCCAGCUGGCCGCGAGCCGGGCCGAGGCGGCGGCAUCGAAAGAGGCGGCGGCGGGCAAGGAGGCGCAGGCGCAGUCCCUCCAGGAGCAGCUUUCCAAGAUCCAGUCCGACCACUCCGCGCUGCAGUCGCGCCUGCAGCAGGAGCGCCAGCGCGCCGCCGACGACACCGUCUCGCACCGCCGCGCGCUGGAGGGGCAGGUGGCCGGGUUCGACAGCACGCUCAAGGCGGCGCUGGCCGGCCUGGCGGGGGCGAUGCAGCAGGAGUUCAACCGCGCUGAGGCGCGGCGCGGGGAGGGCGCCGGCGCCGGCGCCACCCCCACGCGCCGCGCCCCCCUGGACAAUGAGUACAUCAUCGGACUCGUACUGCAGCACCGUCGCCAUCUGGCCUUAGCCACCGUGUGCGUGCUGCUCUGCACGGCCAGCAACCUGGCCGCGCCGGUUCUGUCUGGGCUGCUGUUCGAAACGCUGGUGCAGCAGCAGCCGAUGGAGCGGUAUGCAAAGGUUUUCAGCGUGCUUCUCGCGGGGUACGUGCUGGAGCCCCUGCUGACCAAGAUUUACAUGGUCAACAUCAUCGCGCUGGGCGAGAAGGUGGGCGGAAGCUGCCCGCGAAGCCGUGGCAGCCGGCCCAAGGGCGCGGCCGGCGGCGCUUCGUGCCUGGGGGUGCUGGCGACGCUGCGGCUGGAGCUGUUCAGGACUCUCCUGAUGCAGAAGAUCGAGUUCUUCGACCGCCACAGCGCCAGCGAGCUCCAGGGGCUGCUGAGUGUGGAGCUGGACACCAUGCGCAGCUUCGUGUUCAGCUAG